UCCACCACAAACCAUUCUCGUCCAAUCGUUCCUCCCACUGACAACCGGGUCUCCCGGUCACUCUCAUAUCCUCAUGCCUCCCAAUUCACCCACUCCCGCCACCAACCACCACAUUCCCAGUGCCUUCUUCUUUUAAAAUUUUAUAAAAAAAUUUAAUAAAUAAAAGGCGAAAUCUCCUAUUAUUAACACGGUUUAUUCUGUUACUUUUCUGGAGAAAUCUAAAUAGAGCUAGGCAGUGAGCUUGACCUGGUACCGGUAGCAUCUGUUUCAUUUUACUAUUUUUUAAAAUUGUUUAGAAUUGGCAGAGGGAGAGAUCCAGAGAAGGGGGGAUCUGGUGAUAUUCUAUAAAAGCGAAGUAGGGAGACCAAAGCAAUGGUGGACUCGCCGUUAACGCCUGGAGAAGGUCGGUCGCCGGCUUCUUCAACUUCGUCGCUGAUGGACAGCCUUCUCGGCCUUCUUCGAAUCCGCGUCGAACGGGGCGUCAAUCUCGCUGUACGCGACGUCCGUAGUAGCGAUCCUUACAUCGUCGUCAAAAUGGGCAAACAGAAACUGAAGACUCGCGUAAUAAAGAAGGAUGUUAAUCCGGAGUGGAAUGAAGAUUUAACUCUUUCUAUUACAGACCCUAAUCAACCAGUCAAGCUGACUGUGUAUGACCAUGACAUGUUUAGCAAAGAUGACAAAAUGGGAGACGCAGAGAUCGAUAUUAAACCAUAUAUAGAGGCCUUAAGGAUGGAUCCUAAAUGCCUCCCGAGUGGCACCGUACUCGCUAGAGUACAACCGUGCAGACAAAACUUCCUGGCUGAAGAGAGCUGCAUCACCUAUUCCGAUGGUAAGGUUGUCCAACAUCUUUGCCUUAGACUAAGAAAUGUGGAAUGCGGUGAAGUUGAGGUCCAACUGCAAUGGAUUGACCUUCCUGGUUCCAAAGGUUUAGGAAGCAAAUGAGGGUUUCUUUUACCUGCUUAAUUUGUUAUGCAUAGUGAAUAUGCUGCUGGGUGGUUUGUUUAUGGGCUUGCUUUAAGAAUAUUUCCUAUCGGAUGAGGUCUGUAGCUUAUUAUGUAGGAUUGGAAAAUUUUCUAUAUCGAUGUAAUCAUGAAGACUUCUGCUAUACGUAUAUACUUGCAGAAGAAAACAUGGUGGGCUGUACAAAGAAACAAGUGCAAAAUUUCCCUUGUAUAAUGCUAUUGAGAAUCAUAAGUUGCAUUGGUGUCUCUGUA
Messenger RNA from Tripterygium wilfordii, 1214 nucleotides. Its product is annotated as protein C2-DOMAIN ABA-RELATED 4-like. The record is from RefSeq and is a predicted model, not a curated record. The transcript has 3 exons. NCBI's taxonomy places the organism in Eukaryota, Viridiplantae, Streptophyta, Magnoliopsida, Celastrales, Celastraceae. Bases 373 to 942 code for a protein of 189 amino acids.